AUGGGCAGUUCAAGUGCCUGGAAGGUCUUGCGCGGUCUUUCUGCUUUCUGUGCUUUGGCUCAGGCGCAGAGCCAGACCCCCUCGCCUUCGUCAUCCGCCGCCUCAUCUUCGGCCUCAGCUCAGUUCACGAUUCCUGCCAGCGCCAAUUCCGCUCCUGCUGUCAUUCCUUACGUCAAAGACCCUCAGGCUGUUGACGCCCAGACCGUCUGCCCUGGAUACACUGCUCUCAACGUCCAGAAGACAGAGGCUGGAUUGACAGCUCUGCUCUCGUUGGCUGGCAAGCCGUGCAAUGUGUACGGUACCGAUAUUGAGCUCUUGAACCUGACUGUCGAAUACCAGACUACCGAUCGUCUGCAUGUUGAAAUCGUGCCGACUUACCUUGGCCCCCAGAAUGCAACCCAAUAUGUCCUCCCCGCCAGUGUGGUGGCGAAGCCUGUGGUCGAGCAGGCCAAUGUCAAGUCUGACUUGGACUUUUCUUGGACCAAUGAGCCCAGCUUUGGAUUUGAGGUGAAGAGAAAGUCGACAAACGACACUCUUUUCACCACCAAGGGAAAGAAGAUCGUCUAUGAGAACCAGUUUAUUGAGUUUGGCAGUCCCCUGCCUGAGAACUACAACGUCUACGGACUGGGCGAGUCGAUCCACUCGUUCAGACUGGGAAACAACUACACCAAGACCUUCUAUGCUGCGGACGCUGGUGCCAUUGUUGAUGGAAACAUCUACGGUACUCACCCGUUCUAUCUGGAGACCCGUUACUUCACCACUGGUCCCGAUGGAAAGCCCGUUUUGGUGACCGGCAACGUGACUGACACAAAGAGUAACUACACUUCUUACUCCCACGGUGUCUACUCCCGCAAUGCCCACGGUCAGGAUAUCUUGCUGCGCCCCGAGGGCAUCACCUGGCACCCUAUUGGUGGUAGCAUCGACCUGUACUUCUUUUCCGGUCCCACCCAGCCUAAGGUGACAACCUCUUACCUCAAGGCUGUCGGUCUGCCUGCUUUGCAGCAAUACUGGACUUUUGGUUUCCACCAGUGCCGGUGGGGAUACAAGAGUUGGCAAGAGCUUGAGGAAGUUGUGGGCAACUACACUGCCUUUGGAAUUCCUAUGGAGACUAUCUGGACUGACAUCGACUGGAUGAACCGCUACCGUGACUUUGAAAACGAGCCUACUGGAUUCGGCGAUGCCGAAAGUCGGGCUUUCCUUGAGCGUCUCCAUGCCAGCGGUAGACACUAUGUUCCUAUCAUUGAUUCCGCUAUCUAUAUCCCCAACCCAGAGCUGGAGAGUGAUGCUUACCCCGUCUUUGAGCGCGGAAACAACACUGGAUCGUUCCUGAAGAACCCCGAUGGAAGCUUGUACAUCGGUGACGUCUGGCCCGGAUACACCGUCUUCCCUGACUGGCUCUCCGAGGGUGCUGAGGACUGGUGGGUCGAGGAAUUCUUGAGAUAUCACCACAUCACCCCAUUCGAUGGCGCGUGGAUUGAUAUGAGCGAGAUCUCGUCCUUUUGCGUUGGAAGCUGCGGCAGCAACAACCUCACUCUAAACCCCGUGCAUCCUCCUUUUGCUCUUCCCGGUGAACCUUCCAACCUGGUUCUCGAAUACCCUGAAGGAUUCAACGUCACCAACAAAACCGAGGCUGCCGCCAUCUCUGCUUCGCAGGCUUCCUUCUCUAGCGCUCAUCCCGCCACUUCAACAUCUUCGCCCACUGACUACCUCCGCACCACUCCUACCCCUGGUGUCCGUGAUGUUAACUACCCCCCGUACGUGAUCAACAACGUUCAGGGUGCCCUUGGUCGCGCUGCCAUCUCUCCUAACGCCACACACGCCGACGGCACUCUUGAAUAUGAAAUGCACAACCUGUGGGGUUUCGGUAUCCUCAAGGCCACUUACGCCGCUCUCUCAGCCGUUUUCCCUGGCAAGCGUCCCUUCAUCAUUGGUCGUUCCCAGUAUGCCGGUGCCGGUGCCUACGCUGGUCACUGGGGAGGUGACAACUGGUCCAACUGGCCCAGCAUGAUCUUCUCCAUCCCCCAGGCUUUGCAAAUGUCACUUUCUGGUAUUCCCAUGUUCGGCGCUGACACUUGCGGCUUUGCCUAUAACACCGACAUGGAGCUGUGCAACCGCUGGAUGCAGCUGAGCGCUUUCUUCCCUUUCUACAGAAACCACAACAUCCUCAGCGCUAUUAGCCAGGAGGCCUACCGAUGGGAGUCUGUUGCUGAGGCAAGUAAGACAGCCAUGGCCAUCCGCUACCAGCUCCUGCCUUAUAUCUACACUCUCUUCUACCACGCCCACACAGAGGGAGAGACUGUCAUGCGCGCCCUGUCCUGGGAGUUCCCUAAUGACCCCUCCCUUGCUGCCGCAGACCGUCAAUUCCUCCUCGGUCCGUCCAUCCUCGUCAUCCCCGUUCUUGAGCCCCUCGCUACAACUGUUGACGGUGUCUUCCCCGGUCUGAUCGAGGGGACCGAGAAAUGGUAUGACUGGCAAAACAAGACCGCAGUCCCUGUUCCCACCGUGAAGAACACAACCAUCGAAGCUCCCCUCGGCCACAUCCCUGUCUAUGUCCGUGGUGGAUCCAUCCUGCCCCUCCAGCAGGCUAAGCUCACCACCACCGAGUCCCGAAACACUCCCUGGGAUAUCCUGGUCGCCCUUGACAAGGACGGUAAGGCCUCCGGAGACCUGUACCUCGAUGACGGCGUCAGCGUUAAGCCCAACGCCACUCUUACCGCUGAAUUUACCGUCACCGGUAGAAAGCUGAGCACUGUCCUCAACCACGGUGGAUGGGUUGAGACCAACAGCCUGAGAAACGUUACCAUUUGGGGUGUUCAGAACGCCGCCAACGGCACCGUCAAGCUCAACGGCAAUGCUGUUCCCCGCCAGAAUGUCCAGUUCGACCAGGCUAAGCAAACUCUCGUUGUGUCUGGAUUCAAUGCCUCCGCCUGGGCCGGAGAUGGGUGGACUCUCCAGUGGUAG
This is a messenger RNA of Aspergillus wentii DTO 134E9, 2961 nucleotides long. RefSeq names its product glycoside hydrolase family 31 protein. The coding region runs from base 1 to 2961 and encodes 986 amino acids. Gene Ontology annotation, biological process: carbohydrate metabolic process. Lineage: Eukaryota; Fungi; Ascomycota; Eurotiomycetes; Eurotiales; Aspergillaceae. Gene Ontology annotation, molecular function: carbohydrate binding; hydrolase activity, hydrolyzing O-glycosyl compounds. The record is from RefSeq and is a predicted model, not a curated record. The transcript is spliced from 4 exons.